Molecule: messenger RNA, 1491 nt
Organism: Rana temporaria (common frog)
Lineage: Eukaryota; Metazoa; Chordata; Amphibia; Anura; Ranidae
Gene: LIX1
Product: limb and CNS expressed 1
Exons: 6
Coding region: 232-1104 (290 amino acids)
Biological process (GO): autophagosome maturation
Cellular component (GO): cytoplasm
Source: RefSeq, a predicted model, not a curated record
ACAGAGAGAAGCAGUGGGAAUGAAUCUGUCAGCCAGUCAUACAGCUAAUUAGCUCAGCCUACAACAAAGAUAAGCAAGUUGGGGAGGAGGACCCCUGAGGGUCUUUAGAUUCUGGCCUAUGUCUGAUUGGCAGAUGUUAAAAGAGAUUUCGCCGUAAUCCAGAGCAUCAAUGAAGUGCACACAUUCAGCGGAGGGAUGGGAUAAAGCAGGCAUGAGGACAGGACUGUGUGCAUGCAGCUACAAGGCUUCACAUUCAGCAUGGACAGGACUCUGGACUCCCUACAACUUCUAGUCACCCAGGUCCUGCCACAGAGUGACCCCAGCCUGGUCUUCAGAGACUUAAAUGUAGUUGCCUUACUUCAAGAAUUUUGGGAGAACAAAGAAAAGAGAAAAGCAGUCUUUCCAAGUGAAAGCUUGGUGGCUUAUGAGUCUGUCCCGUCUCCUGACCCGCCAUUUGUUUGUUAUGUCAUCUUACCUGGAGGAAGCUGUUUUGGAAAUUUUCAGUACUGCACCAGCAGAGCAGAAGCACGGAGAGAUGCAGCUAAAGUGGCUUUAAUCAACUCGCUCUACAAUGAACUACCUACCAGGAGGAUUACACAGGAAUUUAUCACAAAAAGUGUCCAGGAAGCAGUGGCCUCCACCAGCGGUAAUACAAAUGAUGCUGAUGACCCAAGUACAAGUAUUGGUGCCUACCAUGACAUGCUGGGGACAAACCUUGGAAAAACAAUGCUGGAAUUUCAGGAACUUAUGAUCGUUUUCCAGCUUCUGCACUGGAACGGAAGUCUUAAAGCACUCAGAGACACAAAAUGCUCCCGUCAGGAGGUUAUUGCCUACUACUCUCAGUACACAUUGGAUGAACGGAUGAGAAGCCACAUGGCAUUGGACUGGAUCAUGAAGGAAGAAGAGACACCAGGAAUCAUAUCUCAGGAGCUUCAACUUGCUCUUCGAGAGCUGGAGGAGUCCAGAAAAGCUGGCAGAGAGCUGCGGUUUUACAAAGAGAAGAAAGAAAUUUUGAGUUUAGCUCUGAGUCAUAUCUACAACGAUUGCAUUACUUCACCUACACAUGUUGAUCAUCUGAACUUUACUUUAAAUGGUUAUCACUAACAGAUCGGCUGCUUUGAAGUAAGAUCCAUAGAACAGUGGAUGGAAACACGGCUUAUAAAUUCUUGUUCAUAAGACCACCCAAGUUGUACAUCAUAAAAACUGUUGUAAGCAUUUCUUUAAAAAUGUGUGUUUCAAGGUUUUCUGUUAAACUGUUGUCUCUUUCAAAUGUCCUGACUACAUCCUGACCUCUACAUAAUUCUGGAUGGAAAGUUGCAGUUGCACUUGUGCAUUGUAAACCAUUAGCAUACUUUACAUGUGUUUCAUUUCAAUUUGUUUACAUGGACUUUUAUGCUUCAUGUAUGCUAUGCAUGUUCAGCGGAUGUCUACUUUUUGACACCUCCUUAAAAAGACGCAGAGGGGGUAAUUAAAGCUGAAGUGUGCAAAAUC